This is a messenger RNA of Prorocentrum cordatum, 384 nucleotides long. NCBI's taxonomy places the organism in Eukaryota, Dinophyceae, Prorocentrales, Prorocentraceae. The record is from the annotation of a GenBank genome assembly.
AUGGUCAACCAGGCCGUCGGCGCGCUGAGGCUUCGUGGGCGUGAUGCGGGGUGGCGUCGUUUCCAAUCUAUUCCACCGACGGGAGGUGACCCAGUCGAGAUCAAUGUGGGCGCUGACGAGAGCCCGAAGAUGGUCGCGAAGGAGCUCGAUUGCAAGAAGAUCUCUCGGGAGCUGGUGGAGAUGGACCCCGCCAGGCGCUUCUGUACGGACAGGGAGAAGGGGAUUCUCAUUUCAUCAUGGGAAGAGUUGGUCUGCUCCGAUUCUGCGCCCGCGGCUCCCCCUCCCGCCAUCACUUGCAGCCGCAGCUUGCAGGAGCUUCAGAUGGACGAGGCUGAGGUCAGGCGUGUCACCCAUGCUCUCUUCGGGGAGCAGCAGGGUACAUAG